This is a messenger RNA of Opisthorchis viverrini, 210 nucleotides long. RefSeq lists its product as hypothetical. The transcript has a single exon. Lineage: Eukaryota; Metazoa; Platyhelminthes; Trematoda; Opisthorchiida; Opisthorchiidae. The record is from RefSeq and is a predicted model, not a curated record. The annotation marks the transcript as partial.
AUGACUGGAUUGCACGAUGGCCCGAUUGAAUAUAAUCGGGGAUGUUUGGCCGUCUACUGUGAGUUCGGUGGUUCAUUGCCCACCGGAGUCUUGCACCAACAAUACCGGUCGGAUUUCCCCGCACCACUGGACAACUUCAUCCAGACUGACGAAAACUUAUUCGGCUGUUAUCAAGAAGUGACUGCAUCCUCGAUAAUGGACUGUACACGC